Camellia sinensis is the source of this 2392-nucleotide messenger RNA. RefSeq names its product Pentatricopeptide repeat (PPR) superfamily protein. The record is from RefSeq and is a predicted model, not a curated record. Lineage: Eukaryota; Viridiplantae; Streptophyta; Magnoliopsida; Ericales; Theaceae. Gene Ontology annotation, molecular function: protein binding.
GACUCGUGAUAUACCUUUAAACGGUGUCGUUUGCGGAGGGUAAACUUCCAACACCUCCAACCCUGAUUCUGCAACCAAGCUCUUUCCCCAGAACUCACCUCCGUCUCUCUCUCUCUCUCUCUCUCUCUCUCUCCAUCGCAUUAUGGUUCUUCCAAUUCAGAUGAUGUGUGUAGGCUAUAUUUAAUAACCCAGGCAGUUUUCAUAUAAUGAAAGUCGCUUACCAUAAUCACCGCUGGUUCUCUACGUCGCCUUCUAUGGCGUCUUCUUCAAUUCCAUGGAUUUCCCCACUUCAGUUUCUCAAAACCACCUCCCCAAAACCAGACCUUCCUACCGAAACCAUGACUAGUUUAGUGGAAGCUCGAAGGAAACCCAAAUUUAUCUCUCAUGAGUCUGCCGUCAACUUGAUCAAGCGUGAGAGGGAUCCACAACAUGCCCUGGAGAUAUUUAACAAGGUAUCAGAUCAAAGGGGUUUUAAUCACAAUAAUGCUACGUAUGCAACUAUUCUUGAUAAGCUUGCUCGGUCCAAGAAAUUUCAGGCAGUUGAUGCGAUUCUUCAUCAGAUGAAAUACGAGACUUGCAGAUUUCAUGAGGGCGUAUUCCUUAAUCUCAUGAAACAUUUCUCGAAAUCCUCUCUUCAUGAGAGAGUGCUUGAGAUGUUCAAUGCCAUCCAGACAAUUGUUCGCCAAAAGCCCUCCCUUAAAGCCAUCAGCACUUGUCUCAAUCUCCUGAUUGAAUCGAAUCAGGUUGAUUUGGCAAGAACGUUCCUUGUGAAUUCAAAGAAGAAUCUCAACUUGGAGCCUAACACCUGCAUUUUCAACAUCUUGGUUAAACAUCACUGCAAGAAUGGGGAUCUCGAAUCUGCUUUUCAAGUGGUGGAAGAGAUGAAAAUGUCUAAAAUUUCUUAUCCUAACUUGAUCACCUAUUCAACUAUGAUGGAUGGUCUUUGUGCAAGUGGAAAACUCGAAGAAGCAGUUGACCUGUUUGAGGAAAUGGUCUCAAAAGAUCAGAUCUUGCCUGAUGCUUUAACAUACAAUGUUUUGAUCAAUGGGUUUAGCUGCAGGGGAAAAGUUGACCGGGCCAAGAAAAUAAUUGAAUUCAUGAAUAAGAAUGGUUGCAACCCAAACGUGUUCAAUUACUCGGCCUUAAUGAAUGGGUUUUGUAAGGAAGGAAGAUUGCAGGAGGCCAAUGAAGCUUUUAAUGAGAUGAAGAGGAUUGGUCUGAAACCCGAUACAGUUGGUUAUACCACUUUGAUUGAUAGCUUUUGUAAGGCUGGGAAAAUGGAUGAAGCUAUGGAGUUGCUCAAAGAGAUGAAGGAAAAAGAAUGCAGAGCUGAUACUGUAACCUUCAAUGUGGUAAUUGGAGGAUUGUGCAGACAAGGUAGGUUCGAGGAGGCUCUUCGGAUGCUUUAUAAGCUACCUAAUGAGUGUGUUUACCUGAACAAAGCAAGUUACAGGAUUGUGUUGAAUUUUUUGUGCAAGGAAGGGGAAUUAGGUAAGGCAGUUGAGUUGUUGUGUUUGAUGCUGAGUAGGGGAUUUGUGCCACAUUUUGCAACUUCAAAUGAGUUAUUGGUUCGUCUCUGUGAGGCUGGAAAGGUAGCUGAUGCUGCGAUGGUAUUAUUUGGAUUGGUAGAGAUGGGGUUCAAACCAGAGCCUGAUUCAUGGAGCCUUUUGGUUGACUUGAUAUGCAGAGAAAGAAAGUUGUUGCCUGCAUUUGAACUACUGGAUGAGUUAGUUUUAGUGGAACAGUGAAUUAGUCAGUGAUUUACUCUAGAGAAGUGACAGGAAUUUUGGUUUUUGACAUGAAUAAAGCUGAUAAAGAUGGGCAACAGUAAUGGAAAAGAAGAAUAACAGCAGGCGUGGUUGGUCACAUGAACUUGCACUACACCACCGACUUUUGCCUCCGACUCCACCUUGUCGUUGCACUACACAGCCUUGAACAAUUACUCUGGAUGUGCCCCAUUCAAUUGAAAUAGAGAAGAGGUUGGAGUGCAAACAAUAACCCUGAUAUUAUUUCAUCCUCAGUUUUAUUGGUUGGAUGUUCGAAUUCAUUUAUUACCAAUACAACACUGACACAGUGACACCCAUUGAGCAAGCAGCUAUCAGACUUGGACUGUAGUCAUAUGUAAUUCAAGUCAAUUCUCACCAUGCCAGAACUUCAACAUGCCAACAUUGUCAAUGCCAAUGAAGUUACUUUUGUCCUUCCUUUUUUUCUUAAGCAUUGUUCUAACUUGAUUCUCUGUAAUCUAAUAGUCCAAACUCAAUUUAUAUAGUUUUGCCUUUUCUUCUUUUAUCUAAUUUUUAUAGAGAUAUGGUGACUGUUAUGAAUCAAAAUUAUUCAGCUGGUUCAUACUAAUUUUAAGUGUAUUUUCCGGAACUGAGGCAAUUUUAAGUAA